AUGUCUCAAAAAGUAAAGGCAACAAAGAGCAAGAAAGAAGAAUCUAGUAGCAAAAAGUCUGAUGGCAGCCAGAACAACGAAAAAAUGCUAGCGCCCAAACCCAAGUCAUCUUCUACGGGCAAAAGUCCAAGGAAAAGAAAAUCUGAGGGCUCUGCUAUGGAAAAAUCAAAAGCAGUAUCUGAGGCAAGUAGUAGUGAAAGCUCGGAUGUUGAUGCCAAGAAGAGAAAGAAACAAAAGAAAGAGGAUGCUGUAGGUGGAAGUCUCCAAGAUGCAUUGAAGAAGUCUCGUCUGUCUGCUGCUGCCUCUGUUUCAGACUUUAAAUUUAACAAGAAGAGGGUGCGGUUGGUGUCUGUCGAAGAAAACCUGAAAGAUGAUGCCGAGGGCAUAGUCUAUUGGAUGUCAAGAGAUCAGAGAGUUGAAGACAAUUGGGCUUUUCUAUACGCUCAGCGCUUGGCUGUGAAGCAGAAGCUACCAUUACAUGUAGCUUUCUGCUUGGUUCCAAAGUUUUUAGAAGCCACAAUACGUCAUUAUGGUUUUAUGCUGAAGGGUCUUAAAGAAGUUGCUGAGGAUUGUAAAGCGUUAAACAUUCCUUUCCAUUUGCUCAUUGGUUAUGCUAAGGAUGUUCUUCCAGACUUUGUGAAGGAGCACAGCAUUGGUGGAGUAGUAACGGACUUUGCUCCUCUUCGUGUCCCCAUGCAGUGGGUGAAGGAUGUCUCUGAACGCUUACCUAAAGAUGUACCGCUAGUUCAGGUAGAUGCCCAUAAUAUUGUGCCCUGCUGGAUUGCCUCUAUCAAACAAGAGUAUGGAGCUCGAACCAUACGCAAAAAAAUACAUGAUCAACUUUCUCAGUUUCUCACUGAAUUCCCUCCCGUUAUCAAGCAUCCGUAUAAUUCCAUGUUUAAGGCAAAGCCUGUGGAUUGGAAGGAGUGCUAUGCCAGUUUGGAAGUGGAUCGCACAGUCAAGGAAGUAGAAUGGGCAAAACCUGGGUCAAAGGCAGGAGUGGACAUGCUCCAAUCAUUUAUAACACAACGCCUAAAGUCUUUUAACUCUGAUCGAAACAACCCAAAUCAGCAGGCUCUUAGUAAUCUUUCACCUUGGUUCCACUUUGGUCAGCUGUCUGUGCAGAGAGCAAUUCUGGAGGUACAGAAGUAUCGCAGCAAGUACAAAGAAUCUGUGGACAGUUUUGUGGAGGAAGCCAUAAUCAGGAGAGAGCUGGCAGAUAACUUCUGUUAUUACAACAAGAGCUAUGACACAGUGGAAGGUGCUUACGACUGGGCAAAGAACACGCUAAAAGUUCAUGAAAAAGACAAAAGAACUCAUAUAUACAGCCUGGAAAAACUGGAAAGUGGGAAGACUCAUGAUCCAUUGUGGAAUGCAGCACAGUUGCAGAUGGUUCACGAAGGAAAGAUGCACGGCUUCCUUCGUAUGUAUUGGGCUAAGAAAAUCCUUGAGUGGACUAAUUCUCCAGGGGAGGCUCUUAAAUUUGCCAUUUAUCUUAAUGAUCGGUAUGAACUGGAUGGGCGGGACCCUAAUGGAUAUGUAGGCUGUAUGUGGUCGAUUUGUGGAAUCCAUGAUCAGGGCUGGGCAGAGAGGGCUGUUUUUGGCAAAAUCCGAUACAUGAACUAUCAAGGGUGCAAGAGGAAAUUUGAUGUGGCUCAAUUUGAACGACGCUAUCAUCCCAAGAACUUUGCUUAA
Messenger RNA from Staurois parvus, 1695 nucleotides. Lineage: Eukaryota; Metazoa; Chordata; Amphibia; Anura; Ranidae. The record is from the annotation of a GenBank genome assembly.